AUGAGUGUUGCUAAUAAUAAUUCAUUAGAAUCUUAUGAUUCAAAUCCCAAUCAGAUUCAACAACAAAUUAAUACAAAUCAUACUCAAGAAACAAUGAGUAACAAACGAAACAGUGGUUAUAGUAAUUCAUCUACUGAUAGUGGAGAACCACAACUACGUCCUUUAAGAUUAUCCAAACAAAGAAGAGAUUCUGGCGGUAAUAAUACUAAUAGUAGUACUGGUACUCCUUCUCCCCUUCCAAAAUCCCCAUUGCCUAAAGAUUCAUUCACUGGAAAGAAACAAUUCUUCCAUGAACCAAUGGAUGUUGAUUUCCAACCUCGUCCAAUACGAUUAGGUUCAAGAUCACAUAUUUCUUCACAAUCAGUCAAUAAACCAGCGGCUGCACUGAUAGCUAGAAAACAAUUAUCCGCCAAUCCAGAUAGAAAUUCAACAUCAUCAGAUCCAGUAGGGACAUCCCCUACUUCAGAUCCACUGUUAUCUGAGGAGGAUCUUCGAAAAUCAAGAUCCUGUGAUGUUAACGCUAUCACCGCCUCAACUACAACAUCCACAAUGGAGAAGAGAAAGUCAAUUAAAAUUAAAAUGUUACCAAUUGAACAACAAAAUGCACCUAUCCAUCAGUAUACGCAUGAAGAUACUAUAGAUGAAAGCACCAAAUUAGAUGAUAUGAUAUUUGCCGUUUGUUUAGUUGAUUUCCAUCAUCAAAGAGGUCCAGAAAUUCAAUGGUGGAAAUCAAAUUAUCAUCCUGAUUAUGAUCCAAGUUUAUUUAAAAAUAUCCCAUUUUUAGCAUUACCUGAUGGUUCACAUUUAUUUGAAGAAACAUUUUCAAAUUUUAAUUUAGUUUAUGAUUUUAAACGUAAACGUUCAAUUGAUACUUUAAAAGAUAUGAAUGAAUUUGAUGAUGAUCCAAGAUAUUUGAAAACUUUAUUUGGAUGUAGUUGCGUACAACAAGUACGAACAAGUAUUUUGACAACUGAACAAAGAGAAGAGAAUAAGGAUAUUACUAGACUGAUUGUUCAAAAAGCAAUUGUAAUUAUUGUGAGAAAACAACCAAUUUUCAUUAAAAUAAAGGAGAAAUUAUCAAUUAUAACCAAAAGUUAUUUCCAACAAGAUACUCUUCAUAAUUUUGAAUUAUUAGAAGAUUUGUUUGAUAAUUUAAAUAAUCAAUUUAAAUUAAAAGAUAAUGAAAUGUUACAUGAAUUAAUAAUUGAACAUGAACAAGAAAACUUUAUAAAUUUAAAUUUAAAAUCUUCAAUAUCAAAAUUUAAAUUAAAUUUUAUGAUAAUUUACAAAGCUUUAUUAUUAGAUAAAAAGAUUAUAAUUUAUUCAAAUACUAAUUUACAAUUAUUAACUCAAUUUCAAAAUAAUUUAAUAUCAUUAAUUCCUAAUUUAAUUAAUAAUUUAGAUAAUUCAGGAUGUCCAUUAAUCGAUUAUAUUGAAACUAAUGGUCCAUUAACAAAACCAACCAGUUUAAAUACCGUGAAUAGAUUAUCAAUGUUAAGAUUCUUUGGAUUACCAUUACAAAUUUUCAAUACAAAGAAUUCAUUUUGGAAUCCAUAUUUACCAUUACAACAAUUAGAUGAAUUAUCAGUUGGAAGUUUUAUGAUUGGAUGUUCAAAUUUAUUAAUUGUUAAUCAAGCCAAGAAGUUUGAUGUUGAUAUUUUGAUUGAUUUAGAUACUCAAGAAGUAACAUUCCCCAAAACCAACUAUAAACCAGAAGAAUUAAGAUUAAGCACAUUGGAUAAACGAUUUAUCAAUCAUUUAAUUAAUACCGUCCAAUCUGAACCUAGAAGUAGUGAUAAAUAUAUCGGAAGUGAUGAUUAUAUACGAUAUCAAUUUGAAGAUUAUUUAAAUUCCUUGAUUUCAACCAUGAGAUUUUCACAGUAUGUAGAUAGGUUCCAACUCCCACCACCAGGAUUCACAACUGAAGGAGAUAAACAUAUUGGAAAUACUGUUGAUUUUAAUCCUAAAUUUAUAGAAGCUUGGAAACAAUCGCAAAAUUUCAAAAUUUGGAAUUCAAUGGCUGAUGAUUUCAUAUUUAAUUUCAUUGAUCCAAAACAUGUAUCUAUUGAUAAUAUCCCAGAAGAACCUACUUCAAUCAAUAAAAAUAUCUCCAAUUUUUUCAAUAGUUUUAAAUUCAAAGAAACAAAUUCUUCAUCCACAUCUUCCCUUCAUGAAAUCAAAGCUCAGAAAUUCAUCCCCAAGGAACAAGCCGGGGAUAUGGUUCCAAGCACGCCAACCAAUGCCAACUACAACAACAGCAACACUAAGGAGAAUGAAUCAGAUGAUGGUUUGGAUGAAUUAGUAGCGGGGUUCGAAAGAGUAAGGACUAAUAGUACUACCAAUAGUAUGAGUAAAGAAAGUUCACCCCUGGUUAUAAGGACUCCAACUCCAACUAAAACUGUGGCUAAUAAGAUCUAUAAUUGGGCUUGGGGUCAACCAAAGAGCUAG
This is a messenger RNA of Hemisphaericaspora subhashii, 2448 nucleotides long. RefSeq lists its product as uncharacterized. The transcript has a single exon. Gene Ontology annotation, cellular component: cytoplasm. The record is from RefSeq and is a predicted model, not a curated record. Lineage: Eukaryota; Fungi; Ascomycota; Pichiomycetes; Serinales; Debaryomycetaceae. The coding region runs from base 1 to 2448 and encodes 815 amino acids.